Molecule: messenger RNA, 846 nt
Organism: Dermatophagoides farinae (American house dust mite)
Lineage: Eukaryota; Metazoa; Arthropoda; Arachnida; Sarcoptiformes; Pyroglyphidae
Product: microtubule-associated protein 1 light chain 3 gamma
Source: RefSeq, a predicted model, not a curated record
CAAAUUCCUUGUUGUUGUCAUUGUUUGUGAAUUCUGUUUUGGCACGACGAAAAAAAAAAUUCCGGAUCAUGCGCUACGAUUCUGUUGAGCAAAUACUAAUGAAAAAAAAAUUGGAACACUAAUUUUGGCGCCGAUUCUUUCAUAAUUGCUGUAACUGGUUGGAACUAUUGUCAGUGGAUAUAACAAAAUUAUCAUUGAAUUCAAUGAUUACAAAGACCAAAAAAAAAAUAUCGUACCAGACACUCAUAAUGUAACCGAUAAGAUUAUCAUUAAUAAAAUUUUGACGAUUUACUUAAAUUCGACUUUCAUCGAGCAAAAUCUUUUCAUCGAACAACAACAACAACAACAACAACAAUGCCAUUCAAUAUAACAUUUUUACGAAAAAAUUGUACAGAAAAUGAAAAAACUUAUAAACAACGUAAAUCAUUCGCUAUGCGCCGUGAAGAAGUAUUGGGAAUUCGGACAAAAUUUCCAAAUAAAAUUCCGAUUAUUGUUGAACGUUCACCAAAAGAACGAUCAUUACCACGAUUGGAUAAGACUAAAUUUCUUGUUCCACAAGAAUUAUCAAUGGGAAAAUUUAUGACUAUAAUCAGAAAUCGAAUGAAUUUAAACACACGAUAUUCAAUGCAUUUCAUGAUCAAUAAUAAAACAGUAGCGGUUGGAAUGACUCGUACAAUGAACGAAAUAUAUAAAGAACAUAAAGAUAAAGAUGGUUUUCUUUACAUAACAUAUUCAUCGCAAGAAAUUUUUGGGUAAAAUUUUACACCCUUCAAUUUAUUGAUCAAGAAAGAAUCCAAAAAAAUGGACAUUAUGUACAUAUUGAAAAUAUCAUAAUAAAAAUUAUAA